Messenger RNA from Saccostrea echinata, 716 nucleotides. RefSeq names its product serine-rich adhesin for platelets-like. The record is from RefSeq and is a predicted model, not a curated record. NCBI's taxonomy places the organism in Eukaryota, Metazoa, Mollusca, Bivalvia, Ostreida, Ostreidae. Bases 1 to 714 code for a protein of 237 amino acids. The transcript has 3 exons.
AUGGCGACUCGGAAGCGUGGACGACCAGUAGGUGGAGGUCUAACCCAAUCGGAAAUUAAAGAAAGGAAAAGAAAAUCAGACAGGGAAAGAAAUAGAGAGAAAAUAUUUAUUGGUCAUCACUUUCAGCGCUGGAAUCGCGUCAAAAGGGAGUUAAAAUUCAUGUAUAACCAUGAGCUAGCGGGGUACUUUCUUGACAGAUAUGAGAAAGACAAAUACUUACAGGGAUUGGCAUCAACAUACUCUCAAAGUCACAGACCUGAAAUAGUGUCACAUAUACAGCCUAUCUCUUCAUCUACAAAGCCACUAACAGAUUCUUACCUAAGAGUAAAUGAACAGACAUCUGGCCUUGAGAGCUCAGUACAAGGCAAGCUCCGAACAAGUUUUAAUAGUACGUCCCUAUCAAGUUCUAAAGGUACAUCUCUAUCAAGUUCCAGCAGUAUGUCUCUAUCAAGUUCUAAAGGUACGUCUCUAUCAAGUUCUAAAGGUACAUUUUUAUCAAGUUCUAAGGGUAUGUCUCUAUCAAGUUCUAAGGGUAUGUCUCUAUCAAGUUCUAACAGUAUGUCUCUAUCAAGUUCUAAAGGUAUGUCUCUAUCAAGUUCUAACAGUAUGUCUCUAUCAAGUUCUAAAGGUAUGUCUCUAUCAAGUUCUAACAGUAUGUCUCUAUCAAGUUCUAAGGGUAUGUCUCUAUCAAGUUCUAACAGUACGUCUCUAUAAAG